AUGAAGGGCGGCGGCAGCAUCGUCAACGUCGGCAGCAUCACGAGUACUUACGCCUCGGCCGGGGUCGCCGCAUAUGUCGCCUGUAAGCGCGCGGGGCCGGGCAUGGUUGCCGAACCGCGUCAAUAUUCGGCGGGUCAGUUCGGGCUCAGCGCCGACACAGUGCCGUGUACAACCAAGCGCAUUGCGGAGCCGUGGGAGAUUGCCGCGUUGAUUGCGUGUCCUCUUGGCGACGAGUCUGGAAUUUGUUACCAAGGCGGCAUGGUUUGUUGA
Messenger RNA from Colletotrichum higginsianum IMI 349063, 270 nucleotides. Its product is annotated as 3-alpha-(Or 20-beta)-hydroxysteroid dehydrogenase. The record is from RefSeq and is a predicted model, not a curated record. Lineage: Eukaryota; Fungi; Ascomycota; Sordariomycetes; Glomerellales; Glomerellaceae. Bases 1 to 270 code for a protein of 89 amino acids. The transcript has 2 exons.